Messenger RNA from Eurytemora carolleeae, 5098 nucleotides. RefSeq lists its product as uncharacterized. The record is from RefSeq and is a predicted model, not a curated record. The transcript is spliced from 15 exons. Lineage: Eukaryota; Metazoa; Arthropoda; Copepoda; Calanoida; Temoridae. The coding region runs from base 5 to 2542 and encodes 845 amino acids.
UAAAAUGGAGCCAGACGAGUUUAAAAACGAGAGUAUGAUGGAGAACGGAGAAACUCCGGGUUCAGCGGAGACUAAGAAAGCAAGGAUCCGGGGAGCUCUGGAAGCAUCCGGGAUGGCCGGAAACCUGACUCCAGAUGAUAUUCAAACAUUAAAAAAGCUGAGUGAAAUUGCAAAAUCUCGGGUUCUCUCUCAACAGCAAAAAUCUCAGGCGGUGAGUUCUUUGAUCCAAUCCAACCCAAAUGUUGGACGUCUUUUGGUCAAACUUAAAUCAGAGCGAAUUGCAAAUCGUUCGGACUAUCAGAGGGCUAGCGGACUACAAGACCAGAGAACCAGUGGAUUACAGGAUCAAAGGAAUAGCGUACUACAGGACGAACAAAAUCCUGGGGGAUUAAAUCCCCAGAGAAUGAAUUCUCCUCCGUAUUCCAAUGGCAACUUUCAAUCCAACGAAACAAACAGCUCUUGGAAUCUACAAUAUCAGCAGCAAGAGCAGCAGCACCAUGCUCAGCAGCAGCAGCAGCAACAGCAACAACAGCAGCAUCAACAACCAAAUAUGAUUGAUGGUGGAGGUAUGACAGAUAUACGUAAAACCUACAAUCGCUAUACCCCUACAUAUCAUUUACCCGUCUCACAAACUCCCUGGGCCGGGCGUGGGCCGUUUAUGGCGGACACUAUGGUGGUCCAGGGGCCUGAAAUGUUGGACCCAAUACAGGCUAGAUUGGAUUCAAGUCGGGGAAGGGUUGGUCCCCAUGGGCUUCAUAUGGGGAUGGGGUAUGGAAUGAAUUCACCCCGGGCACCCUAUCAUAUAGAUAAAUAUCAGGAUAUGCGGGGACUGCCUGUUCAUGAUCAUCCCAGAAGCAUGUAUGUACACAGACAGACUGGUAUGUACAUGGACCAUCCAGGUGGUCCGAUUGGACCAGGUAUUCAGCAUGGUUUUAUCCCAUCAGGACCUGGUUACAUGAAUCAAGGACAUUUUGGACCUGGCAUUGGACCAGGAAGCCCAUCGGGUCCAGGAAUGGGACAUCCAGGAUCUAGGAUGGGACUUAAUGGACCAGGGGGCACAGGGAUGGGACCAGGAGUUCCUGGUGCAAUGAUGGGACCAGGGUUAGGAAGCCCCGUGAGCAUGAGCCACUGCGGGACUGGAGUACCUGUAAACAGUCGUGGGUUUAGAGGAGGAGGAGGAGGACAACCAUAUUACAAUCCAAAUCUGGAGAAAGAGAUCCCAACCAGCACCCCAGUCAAUGAAUCCCCUCAACUGCGUGCUCGACUGAGCGGACGAACGUUGCCUGACUACAUGCAGAACAGGCCUAGCUAUACGGGGGCGCCAAGAACCAGUUUUCCUGGAUUCCCCUCGGACAUACCGCAUGGAGGUCAAGACAGGAACAGCUUUGACCGGCCAAGCCUGGGUCUGGACAGAUCUAGUAUUCCUGUUGAGAGAACAGAAUCAGAACAAAGAACAAGUUUUCCUUCUGGUCAACCAUUUCAAAUCAAACCGCCAUUUAUCGAGACAUUUUCCAGGACUCAAAGUGAUCCAAAUGAUACCCAGGCCGACAACUUAUUUCAGGAGCUCGAAAAGUUUCCCUUCAGUGAAACACCUGAAGAUUUCGGAUCUGAGGACUUUAACAACGAACUCUUUUGUGCUGGACCUGUAGAAGAUUCUUGGAAGACCACAGUGACUGAGAAAAGGUUGACCUACCUGGAUAGGCUGGAGAAGAGCCUUGAGCUAGCUGGCGUAGGUCAGCAAUCAGAGGUGAAGACGAUGGCGUCUACUAUUGAAAGUGACGCAUUUAACGCAGCAACUACAGAGGAAAUGUACGAAGAGAUAUUGAUAUCUACAUUAGCUAGAUAUAUUCCUGAUAAUAGUGCUGUAACACCAGAUUCAACUACGAGAUUAGAUUUGGGUACAUCAGCACCAUCCUCUACUACUAGACAGGAAAGUGGAUUAAACAUUCCUUCUUCCUCUAGUGAUCUACCCCACCAAGAUAAACCUCCAAUGGUCUCUCAAGACCAAUCUAGGAGGUUAUCACAAGACCGAUCUCGGAGGCUAUCUCAAGAACCUUCUCGGGGGCUAUCUCAAGACCCCUCCCUGAGGAUUUCUCAGGACUCUUCUCAGAGGUUUCAGCAGGACUCUUCUCAGAGGCUAAAUCAGGACCAAAGCAGAACCUCAGGAUCUCUCAACAGUCCUGGGUUCUGGAGUCAAAAUCUGAACAAGUCUCAGAAUCAUUUUCAGAAUGCCACUACCCUUCAAAACUUUCAGGAGAAAAUGGACAAAUAUGAUGUUCCAAAUUCCCAAUCAUUUCCAAGCCCAUCAGUUCUAAAGUAUGAUACUGUCACAAAGUUCUCUGCUAGUGGUGUGAUCGUAAACCGUGGUGGAAGCCAUCUUGCGGCCAAUACUUUAAACUCUGAAACGAAGACGACUGGAAAUCCGCCAAAUUCUGUAGAUUCUGGUAUCGGAUCUCCGCGCUCGCUUCAAGGACCAGCAUAUUCUCCAAAGAUAUCUGGAAUUCAGAACUCUAGUCCAAAUAUCGGAUCAUCAGAAUAUUAAAAAAGUUGUAAUAUGGAUUCUGAGGAGCAAAGUUCUCUCAACUAUUGAGUUUAUGGUUCUCAAAUUUCAUUCUCAUUUUAAGGAAUUACUGAUAUUGCAUUUGUAUUUAUUUUAACUCUAUAGUUUGACAACUGAUCUUUAUUUUGCUCCUUUAAUGCCCUAUAGAGUUAAAAAACUUUUAUAUUCGGUUUUCUAACAUUUUUGAAAGUAAAUUUAUAUAGUUUAAUUGCCACGAAGAUUUCUGAUAAAGGGACUCCAGCAUAAUUUAGAACUACCCUGAAGUUAAUUUAUUAAAUGGCAGAUCGGAUUUACAACGGUAUAAAAGCAUUAAACGAACAAAUCCAUUUUUUUUUAAAGUAAGGGCUAGUUUGUAGUUCAAACUUUGCCGAAAAGAGAAUUUAAAAAAUGUCAUACUUAUUUCUUAUAGCUCCCGGCCAUGCACCCUAGUCAAACUUUUUGGUUUAAUCUAUUUUUAUUUCCGGCUUAUGUAAUACAUAAGUAGUCUGUACAUAAACUUGACAAUCCAGAGUUGAAAACUUUCGAAUCUUUUAAUCAGUAUAUCCACUGUGGACACUUUAAAUUUCUACUUAAUCCGCUCUUUCACCGUCUUUUCGAAUAUUCUAACUAGAUUCGAGCCAAUGAGAGUUCUCCAGUGAAAUGGCGCGCAAAAUUUCAAAUUUCCUGGCUUCUGAUUGUCUGUCCGGGAAUCUAAAAUCUGCAUACACAACUCUGAUUGAUGAAAUUUUAAAAACUUUCCUGAUACAAACCCAAAAGAUUAAAAUAAUCCUAAGGUUAACAAAAAGAGUAGAUCAAGCAUUGAUCUCGAUAUCACAAUUCUAAAGUUUUCAGCUAUGAAAUAUUUUCUUUCUUUCUGAAUUAUUUCAUUACGUUUUUUACGAGAUAAAUUAUUAAAAAUUUGAAAUGUUCUUUGCAUGUUUUAAACUAAAAAAAACUUCGUAUGAUUUUAUCAACAGAAAAAGCUGCAAAAUUAAUUUUCUUUUGUUUUGAAAAUUACUGGCAAACAUUUUUGUUAAUAUGAGUGAAAAAACUGUGUAAAAUGAUAUUUUUGUAUUUAUUACCACUUAGAGCUUGGAAUUAGAUUUUAAACAAUUAGAGAUUUCGUAGAAGUAAAAUGGAAAUAAACCAAAUCAGUCUAAAAAUCAAUGAUUUUGACUAAAAAUUGUUGACAGUGAUUAUAAAACACCGAAGCUUGAGAAAAAGAGCUUAUUUCUGAUAUUUGUCAGAUUUUUUACUUGUAACUAAUGUAACUGUAUAUUAUGAAUGUAUAACUUGUUGUAAACUGUAGACUGUAAACAUAAACUGUAAACCUGUUAACUGUGUAAUAUGAUAAACUGUUCAAUAGUUAUGUACCGUUAAUACUUGUAUUGAACUCCACAUAUUCUUUAGUGUACAGUGUACAUUGUACGGACAAGAUAUAAAGUUGGAAGAUUAUUCUCUGAUAUUGAUGUUGUACAGUCACCAUUUCCUACAGUCGUCGUCGUAUAUAUCAAUACAAUAAAGACAACUUUCUGUUUCAAUUUUGAUUGUUACCAAGCAUAGAUUAGAUACAAAGCUUGGAUAUACAUAAACAUGAAACAUUAAGAGAAGUUGUCAAUUGACAGUUUCUCUCUUUGUUCUGUAAUUUGAAAAGGUUUGAUAGAAAUCAAAACUUAAACAGAAAAGUUGUCUUCAAACCAUCAAAAUCCUUCAAACCCUAUCCCGGUAGGGUCGGGGGGUGGGGUAUGGGGGGGUCCACUUAACAAAAAAGCAACUGCACCCAAAAAAAACUCAUCAAGGACAACAUUUGUAAUGUUUGAAAAAGCCGUGACUAAAUAAAUGUUUAAAAUAGUAACAACUUUUUGAGAGAUUGAUAUAUGGCCGGGCCUAAACUACCAGUUUUAAAAAAACAUGUUACACAUUUUCGAAUGUGAUUUAUCAUUAUUCAAUAUUUUUCCGACGUACUUUUGCUCAUUGUUUAAAAUUUCUCCUGUUCUAUAACCUGUACUAUAAGAAUUGGCAUUUUUUAAGUUUUUAACUAUUGGUAUUUAUCACUCAGCACUAUCUCAUUUCGUAUAGAAAUUUAGGGGGGGGGGGUAAAAAUAGUACAAUCGGGAUAGGGUUUAUCCAAAGAAGAUUCUUAGCUUUAUUGUAUAGUCAUUCCAUAAUAAAAAAAAUCAAUCCAUUUAAUCUGAUGGUUUUCAAUCUCUGAAAAGGGGUUCUCUAACGAUUUAGAUCCUGUUUUUGUUUUCUUAUAGAAUCAACUUUUUUUGUCAACUGAAUCAUUUUUUCACGCUUCAAUUUUGUAUUUCACACAAUCCAACGAUCCGUGAUAUAUAAUAACCCCACACAAAAAACAGGGAACUCUCCCUUAGUAAAAGUAUAUAAAUGUUAAAUCAAUGGACGUCUCUCUCUAGCCCCCCCCCCCCCUCCGUGGACCAUUAGUGUUGAAUAUAGUUCGUGAUAUUAUUAUUCUUUACAUAUUGUUCUCUAUUCUCCAUAUCUAUAUAUACAUAUAAUAUAUAUAUAUUGUUAUAAGAAUAAAUUGUAUUUCCUUAA